Messenger RNA from Schistosoma haematobium, 636 nucleotides. RefSeq lists its product as uncharacterized. Bases 34 to 636 code for a protein of 200 amino acids. The transcript has 5 exons. Lineage: Eukaryota; Metazoa; Platyhelminthes; Trematoda; Strigeidida; Schistosomatidae. The record is from RefSeq and is a predicted model, not a curated record.
AUUGCAAUUUAAUUCAAAACUCAUUUUAUUAUUAUGAAGUUGAAUGUAUUUCAUUAUUUGAUAUUCAUUAUGUUAGAGUAUUAUGGAUUAUGUAAAUGUCAAAUGACAAAGGAACAAUUCAAUCUCCAUGGAAUACAUCAUAAACUUAAAGAUGAUAAUCAUGAUUUUAGAAUUUUUGAACAACCUCUGUUGAAACAUAAACGGGAUAAUACAUUACAACAAUAUGUGGAACGUUAUGUGAAACAGUGCAAUCCAAGUAUUACUUUAACGAAACAAUAUUUCAAUAAUACACUUAGUGUAAAUAUUUCUGACAAUAAAGAUAUUAAAAGUAUAUUCAAAGUAUGGUCAACCAAACAUUAUCCUUAUAGUUGCAUUGUUUAUGAUUGUUCAUCCUAUAAACAGUUAGUUACUUAUGAUACGAGAAAUAUUGCUUGUUCAAUUGGUGAUUGUAAGAAGCAAAGUAAUUCAGGCAAUAUUAUCCUAUGUAACUAUUAUCCAGUAGUAAGUGUGAACAAUCGACCAGAUGAAGCCUAUAAAGAUGAAUCAAAUACGAAUUCUUAUACUGUAACAAUUGAAGUUCCUCCAGAAACUACUUCUUAUAUGCUUGAUCGUGGACGAUGUGAAUGUAUUUGUUAG